AUGGGAAGUCACCGGGGUUAUGGUGUCUCAGGCGCCCCCAGUGCAUUUGCUGGCGGCUAUAGCGAGGCCAAAAAGCGGCAGCUCGAAGGAGUCACCCUGCCCGAAAAACUCAAAUGUAAGAUAUGCAAGAAAUAUCGUAACGUGCAUGCCUACUCGAAAAGACAACUUGAUAUCUUCCGCCACGCCCGCGUGGUUGAAGGGCAGCGAGCCAACAAUAUCGGUUAUGCGGCCUGUCGCAAUUGCACUGGAGGACAAGUCAUGGAGCUGCGGUGCUGUAUCUGUGAUCAGAUAAAAGGUCUGGAUGAUUUUGCUAUCAAUCAACGCAAGGAGCACGAGCACGCCCGUUGCGUCGACUGCGUCCAGGGUCACAAGGAGGCAGAUCCGGUCGUGGACGAAAACAAACUGAUCACCGACGGCGGGAUUUCGGACACCCAGGCCACAGUUACUAUGAGCCACAUUGAUAGUUCUAUCACCGGCUCGACCAGGCAACUUACUGCUUACAAUCCUGGAUAUGACUCGUCCUUUGCUGGCGUGAACGACAAUAUUCCCUCGGGAGGAGGGGUGUGGGUUGAGCCCGAGCGCCAUGAUACCCACAGUAGUAAGGCGUACGGAUCUUACGGUCAUGACAACCUUGCUUCUAUGGACGCAAGCUCGGUUCACAGCGGAUGGACAUCAUUUGGGGUGCAGAGAUCCAACGCUGCUGCAAGUGCGCGUACCUAUGCUCGCGAUAGAAAGUUUGCGAAAGUCCCAGCGUGGCGUUCUGAAAACCCUGAAAACCCUCCCGAUCGAACCCCGGAGGUCAAGAAUCAUGUUGAUUUUGACAAUGACGAGGAUGAGGACAUCACUGGCUAUCUCUAG
This is a messenger RNA of Aspergillus versicolor CBS 583.65, 858 nucleotides long. RefSeq lists its product as uncharacterized. Lineage: Eukaryota; Fungi; Ascomycota; Eurotiomycetes; Eurotiales; Aspergillaceae. The record is from RefSeq and is a predicted model, not a curated record. Bases 1 to 858 code for a protein of 285 amino acids. The transcript has 6 exons.